Molecule: messenger RNA, 981 nt
Organism: Henningerozyma blattae CBS 6284
Lineage: Eukaryota; Fungi; Ascomycota; Saccharomycetes; Saccharomycetales; Saccharomycetaceae
Product: homocysteine S-methyltransferase family protein
Exons: 1
Coding region: 1-981 (326 amino acids)
Biological process (GO): S-methylmethionine cycle
Molecular function (GO): S-adenosylmethionine-homocysteine S-methyltransferase activity
Source: RefSeq, a predicted model, not a curated record
AUGAGACAAUCAUUUAAAGAAUAUUUCAACACACAUCCCAAUGCCGUCAUUGUUAUGGAUGGUGGACAAGGAACUGAAUUAGAAAGAAGAGGUGUUGAUGUUUCUUCCAAAGUUUGGUCCACUGUACCAUUUAUUGGUAGGGAAUUCUGGCAAAAAGAUGAAAAAUCUCAAAACAUUUCAAUUGUUAAAGAUAUGUUUCAAGCCUUUGUUGCUGCUGGAUCUCAGGCAUUAAUGUCUAUUACAUAUCAAUGCAGUUUUAGUACCAUCUCUAGUAACACUAAGAUUCAAGCUCUUGAAGAGUAUAAUGAAUUAUUGAAUAAGAUAGUCAAGUUUUGUAGAGAAUGCAUCGGUAACAGUAAAUACUUGAUUGGUAGUAUUGGACCAUAUGCAUCACAUGUAAGUGCCGAAUAUACUGGUGAUUAUGGGUUACAUCCAGAAAAUGUAGACUAUUUAAACUAUUUCAAACCUCAAUUGGAUAAUUUUAAUGAUAAUGACGAUAUUGAUUUAAUUGCCAUGGAAACAGUACCUAAUAAAUAUGAAUUGAAAGCUUUGUUAUCUUGGGAUGGAACUACUAUCAAGAAACCAUUUUAUAUUAGUUUAUCUGUUGGAGACGAUGGAAAUUUAAGAGAUGGGACUUCUAUGGAUACUAUUUCCACAAUGUUUCAAAAUAGAGAGGUGAAAAACCCCAAUUUAAUGAUGGUAGGUGUAAAUUGUGUAAGUUAUGAUAAGACUUUAAUGAUAAUUAAAAAAUUACAAAUAGCUGUUCCAGAUUUACCGUUAGUUUGUUAUCCAAAUAGUGGUGAAGUUUAUGAUCAAAUUACACAAUCAUGGAAGACAAACAAUGACAUUAAAUUGGACUCAUGGGAAACUUUGGUGAAAGACUUGGUAGCUAAUGGUGUUCGUAUGGUUGGUGGUUGUUGCAGAACUACUCCAGAUGAUAUACACAAGAUAGCACAAGCUGUGAGUCAUUUGAGUCAUUGA